This is a messenger RNA of Nilaparvata lugens (brown planthopper), 1828 nucleotides long. RefSeq lists its product as uncharacterized. The record is from RefSeq and is a predicted model, not a curated record. Bases 171 to 1616 code for a protein of 481 amino acids. The transcript is spliced from 8 exons. NCBI's taxonomy places the organism in Eukaryota, Metazoa, Arthropoda, Insecta, Hemiptera, Delphacidae.
AUUGCAAUCAAUAUGUUCAAUUUUUAUUGAAUCUUGAAUAAAUGUACGUUGUGGUUGUGUUUCAAAAUUCUAUUCCUCUUUUGAUUAUGUAAAGUUUCGGGUUUCGAUUAAUCAAGUCCAACGUAUUUGUAGAUUCGUUUGUCAUUCAUUUCAACAAUAGUAAUAUCACAAUGAAAUUUCUGACGAUGAUUGGAUCUAUUAUUGGUGCUCUCAAAUAUGUAUUUUUCAAAAUGGAAACCGCUCAAACGGAAUGGGAACAUUGGCACAAAACGUUUAUGAAUCUAAUUUCAACAAAACAAGCGACGGAUGCAGAAAAACUCAAAAUACUAGUCAAUUUUAUAUCUCCAGCAGUAUUCGAACGAAUAAGUCACUGUGGAUCUUGGAAGCCAGAUGAGACACCAAGAGGUGUCGGUGGAUGUGUGGAGGAUGGGGGUGACAGCCGUGCAGUACACGGCUCUAGCCUUCAGCGGGUGGCUCUUCCUCAGACUUCUAAAUGCCUGCAUAUGGCUGCCGGGCCAUCUGCAGAACAUCCAAAACAAAAAGAAAGAGCAAUAAUCUAUGACAGCACUGUAUCUUUGGAUGUUAAAAGUCUUCUAAGCCAGCGAGGGAGAUGUCCAGCCGCGCACCCUCAUAUAAAAGUGGAGAAGAUAGACGGCGGUAUAAUGGUAGCAGGUGUAAUGGUCGUCAACAGCUGUCAGUUUGUUCUGCCUGCGUUUGGGUGUCUCUUCUUGAUUAUCGGCACUCUUCUCACUGUUACAUCGUACCGUGGGCCGGAGGUUGGCGAGAAGGCGCAACACUAUGCCACCAGAAUGGAGUUUUCGAAGAACUCGCGUAUCCUGGGUCCGAUCUGCCUGGGCGUGGCUCUGCUUAUGAUCGUAUCCGGAACUGUGCUCUGUGUGUUGAGCAAGCGAGCCCGCCUCAAGCAGGACAGAGUCGGCUACCAUUGUCCACUACAUGGCGACUUUUUCCCUCCUGAACCAGCUGAGGAUGGAUUUUUCAGAAGAAGCAAAACAAUCAGAUGGUGGUGCGGAGAACCGAAUGACAACAAUGACGAUGAUUUCGAGUACAAACUGCCGCCUCAGUGUCCACAAAGCAUGCUCUCCAGUCAGAGAGGCUCAAUCAGCAGUAAUGUGGCAUGCCCUGCGCCAUUGCCCUUUAUUGGCACCUAUGACUCUGCAAGGGGAAUGUCGAGUGUUCCAACACAUAUACCUUCAGAUUUGAUUUUUGGAUCGAUCAGAUCUUUGUCAGUGAGUCAUGAUAUUGCCAGUUUCCCUGCAUCAAGAUCACCGUCACCUAUAUCAUCAACCAGAAUUGUUUCUCCAUCACCUGUGAACCUCAUGGAAGAUGUGGAACGGGGCGAUGUGUACUCUGUCCUGCACAGUCCUAUGAUUGAAAGCAUCACUCCCGAAAUCAAGAUGGUGGCGCCGGCACCUCAAGCUUCAACCAGUCAUGCUUCGACCAGUCAUGAUUCAACCAGUCAUGAUUCAACCAGUCAUGCUUCGACCAGUCAUGCUUCGACCAGUAAUGCUUCGACCAGUCAUGAUUCAACACCUGGACCUAGUGGCAUGAGAAGAAAAUCGGUUACCAUCGUACUUCCAACCGAUAUUCAUCAUUGAAAAGCAGCAGUGGUUCGUUUUCCUCUCCAUUUCUCAUGUUUCAUGUGUGGAUCUAUUUAUUUUAUUAAUCCACUAUUAAAAGAAGAGUACUUGUCUUCUUAAUCAAUCAUGGCUGUUAACGGUGAUCAAAAUCAAUAGAUAGUAUCAAGUUUGUGAAACGAGUAAUAAAUGUAUUUUUGGUUGCACAAAGUAAAAUCAAUGUAAAUACUGUA